Messenger RNA from Esox lucius (northern pike), 1208 nucleotides. RefSeq names its product phosphodiesterase 6H, cGMP-specific, cone, gamma, paralog b (gene pde6hb). Gene Ontology annotation, biological process: positive regulation of G protein-coupled receptor signaling pathway; positive regulation of epidermal growth factor receptor signaling pathway; visual perception. NCBI's taxonomy places the organism in Eukaryota, Metazoa, Chordata, Actinopteri, Esociformes, Esocidae. The record is from RefSeq and is a predicted model, not a curated record. Gene Ontology annotation, molecular function: cGMP binding; 3',5'-cyclic-nucleotide phosphodiesterase activity. Gene Ontology annotation, cellular component: photoreceptor outer segment membrane. The transcript is spliced from 4 exons. The coding region runs from base 118 to 381 and encodes 87 amino acids.
AGGGGUAUUUAAACGAAGACUGAUUCCUUGUCUUCACUUUCUUUUGGCCUGAUAUUCAGCAGUUGCUCUCAGGAGAGACAGAAGCUCUUUGGAACAUUUGUGAAGACUCCAGCAGAAAUGAACGCAGCUCCCCCUGCAGGAAGUGCCCUGGCCACGCCCGCCGGAGCCGCUGGCCCCACCACCCCAAAGAAGGGACCCCCCAAGUUCAAGCAGAGGCAGACCCGUACAUUCAAGAGCAAGGCUCCCAAGCCAGGCCAGAAAGGAUUUGGUGAUGACAUCCCCGGCAUGGAGGGUCUUGGCACAGACAUCACAGUGGUCUGCCCAUGGGAGGCCUUCGGCGACAUGGAGCUCAGCGAUCUGGCUAAAUACGGAAUCAUCUAAGCCUCCUGCCUCCUGCCUCCCCUCCACGUCUCAGCUUUCAACCUAUAGCACCUCCCUCUCUCCUAGUCUGGCACACCACCAGGAGGUGACCGGCCGUCCCCCUAAAGUCACCUGGUCACCCCGAAGCUGUUCGCAUGUCUGCUGUGAUCAGGCAAAGCAGCCUGAAAGAGAAAUAUGUUGGACGGAGGGAACACGGAACAGUUUAUUAUUAUCAUAUAAUACGAUUACACUGUAUUUUAUACCAGACACACAAUUCACUUGAUGGCAGACCAGGCCGACCCCUUAACUUCUUUACAAUAGCCUACCUCUGUCUCCUCUUCCCUGUCCUUUUAAUUCCGUCCUCCCUCGUCCAAUCCCUGAAGUCUCCUUCACUCUCCUGUGAACAUACAGCCACGGACACAAGCAAAAGACUAGCAACAACUAGCUUGUACUUCUCCAAACUCUACUCAUCUUCAUUAACCUCCUUCGUUACCCCGGUCCCGUUCUUUCCCGUUUAUUUUGUUUUUUUUGCAUGAUGUUUUUUACUUGUUGUCGCUAAAAGGCGUGUCACAGUGAACCCACAGAUCAAGAAUGGAUUAGAGCAGAGAGGAGGGUGUGUGAUAUACAAUGCUGUCAUAGAUCGUUAUGGUGGAGGCAAUCCCACUGUUAACCCACUGCCACCACACUGUCCGCUUAGUGUACAGUAUGCCAAUAAACAGAAGCCCCAAUAUAUUGAUGUGUUGCGCGCGCACACACACACACACACACACACACACACAUUUGUAUGACUGAAUGUGUCUGUGAGGUUGGAUGUACUGAUAGAUGAAUUAAAGUUUAUAUUUUCAAUA